Psammomys obesus (fat sand rat) is the source of this 624-nucleotide messenger RNA. It is a transcript of the gene Avp, whose product is annotated as arginine vasopressin. Gene Ontology annotation, cellular component: secretory granule; extracellular region. Bases 75 to 572 code for a protein of 165 amino acids. The transcript is spliced from 3 exons. Gene Ontology annotation, molecular function: neurohypophyseal hormone activity. NCBI's taxonomy places the organism in Eukaryota, Metazoa, Chordata, Mammalia, Rodentia, Muridae. The record is from RefSeq and is a predicted model, not a curated record.
GCCCGCCGAGGCGGCAGAGCAGAGCCACCAGAGCAGGGCUGCACACCACACGGCGCCCACCUGUGCUCGCCAGGAUGCCCAACGCCGCCGUGCAGUCUGCUUGCUUCCUGAGCCUGCUGGCCUUCACCUCUGCCUGCUACUUCCAGAACUGCCCGAGAGGCGGCAAGAGGACCACCCCUGACAUGGAGCUGAGACAGUGUCUCCCCUGCGGCCCGGGCGGCAAAGGGCGCUGCUUCGGGCCCAGCAUCUGCUGCGCGGACGAGCUGGGCUGCUUCGUGGGCACCGCCGAGGCGCUGCGCUGCCAGGAGGAGAACUACCUGCCCUCGCCCUGCCAGUCGGGCCAGAAGCCGUGCGGGAGCGGCGGCCGCUGUGCCGCCUCGGGCGUCUGCUGCAGCGACGAGAGCUGCGGGACCGAGCCCGAGUGCCGCGACGGUUCUCCCCGCCUCGCCCGCGCUCGGGAGCCGAGCAACGCCACGCAGCUGGACGGGCCCGCGCGGGCGCUGCUGCUGCGCCUGGUGCAGCUGGCGGGGACGCGGGAGGCCGCGGAGUCUACCAAACCCCGGGUCUACUGAGCCGUCGCCCCCAUCCCUCGCCCCCCCAGCAUGGAAAAUAAACUUUUAAAAA